AUGACAGGUGAGUUUGCUGAGUACCUGAAUUUUUGUCGCAGCCUUAAUUUCGAUGACCGGCCUGAUUACGCUUAUUUGCGACACACAUUUCGCAGUCUCUUUAAUCGCGAGGGUUUCAUAUAUGAUUGCGUUUUUGACUGGAAUCUGCUCAAAUUCACGGGAUCACCUGCGGUGGCUGCUGCUGCGGCUGUGGCUGCCGUCUCAGCCUCAGCGAUUCAAUCACAACACCAACAACAAUCACAACAGCAUAAUCAGCACCCUCCUCAACAAUCACCGACAGUUGCCAUAGCGACUCAAGGAUCAAGCCAAGUUCCGAUUAGCACAAGCCAAGGUCAUCAUGUAAUAGCCCCCUUGAUUUCCACAAACAAUUGUUCUGAUAUUGGCUUGCCUCCUCUUCAACAACAACACCAGCAUAGUGGCGGUCCAAGCUCUCGGUCAUAUAAUCAAUAUGCAUCUGAAGGAGUGGCUGACAGUGUGACUCGAGGAUUAUCUGGGCGACGUCGAGUCGCGAGUGCCCGAGCUGAGGCAAUUCAGUCUGCCUCUCCUAGUCAGGUUCCUCAGUCCCACCAACAUCAGCUACUUUCUCAGAUUCAGCCAACUCCUCUGCAACAGCUACCUUGCGGCGGCACUAGUAGUGGCCAUAUUUCUUACUCCCAAAAUAUUGGUUUAGGCAUGCUACCUGCUCAACCGACUUGCUCUGCUCCUCCGGGGCAUCCUCUCACCUCAUCGGGAGUGUCUCUUGGACAUCUUAGCCACCCAGUACUACCGCCAGCCCCUCUGCCUUCCGUUCUUCAACCUGUCUCUGCUGCCUCCCACCAACCCGGCAUUGGUGGUAUGAUGCUGCAGUACUCAACACCGAUUCACAGUCAUCAUCACUCUCAUCAGCCAGGUCAGCAGUCUCAGCAACAACCGUCAUCGAUAACUGCUGCUGUUGUCUCAGCUAAUGCAGCAGUCCGCCAGUCAGCAACACCGCAGCCCGGGUUAAUUGUUGGGCCUGGUGGCUACAUGGCUGGGGCGUUACAAUCAGUUGUUUCUCGAACUCUUGGAGCGCCCGUACCUGGCCCAUCAAUUGGUGGCGUGUAUCUGGCCUCUGGUCAAUCUUCGGCCACUGCAACCAGUUCUGCGGCUGGAUACACACCGCCUAUGAUCACGUCUGAAACUGCCUUCUACCAACAGCAACAACUUCCACAGCACGCCCUUCAGAUGCAGUCACAACCUCUUCAACCACCCAUCCCAUCCUUGCACCAACGUCAAACUCUACACCUGCAUUCGAACCAGCUUACUGCCCUUGCACCUCAAUCUGCAGCAACACUUUCCUGCCAUCCAGUCGGUGGUCAUAUACUUGAUCCAAUUUCCUCGAGUCAUCAAGUCAACAGCCAUCACCAUCAGCCACACCAACCAUUCAGACCUGGCUCUCAACACACUGGAUUUUCACCGACAGGAGCCGCUAGCUCGCCGCCCAUCCCACUGGUGUCAGCGCCACAUAUUUCGGCUCAAAGCCACUCUCUAGGGACCACCCAUGCAGUCCCAGCCACAGCCCCUGCACCAUCUUCAGGACUGCCAUCAUCACAGGGCCAGCAAACUCAAGUCGUCUUGUCUGCAGGCUAUGCUUUGAUGUCUGCUCCUAGUGUGCCACACUAUCUUUCUUCACAGAGCCAAAUGGCUGGGGUGCAUAUUCAUCCUGCUGACUCACAUCAGCACCAGCAUCUGCUUUCCCAUCAACACCAGCAUCAGAAGCUUCACCAAGCGCAUUUGCACCAACAACAUCACUAUCAGCAGCAGAUGCAGCAGACACAGCCACAGUAA
Messenger RNA from Protopolystoma xenopodis, 1806 nucleotides. The record is from the annotation of a GenBank genome assembly. NCBI's taxonomy places the organism in Eukaryota, Metazoa, Platyhelminthes, Monogenea, Polystomatidea, Polystomatidae.